AGGGGCGAAAAGCGUGAAAGUGAUAAAUAUACGUGACGGCAACGUUAACUUAACCUCCUCACCACCAUCGCCCAAAAAAACUCUCCCUCCAAAUAAUCCUGUCUCACAUUUCUCAUUCCUUCUUAUUCCAGCAAAAACCUAAUUCAAUCAAAGUCAAUCAAUUUCUUCUUCAUUUUCUCUCUCCUCUCUUCGAUCGAUCUCUCCAUGUCGAUAAAAAGUGUGAAAGUGUGCAAUGUCUCCCUUGGAGCAUCAGAACAAGACAUAAAAGAGUUCUUCUCAUUUUCUGGUGAAAUUGAACAUAUUGAGUUGCAAAGUGAGAAUGAGCGAUCUCAAACUGCAUAUGUCACUUUUAAGGAUGCUCAAGGUGCAGAAACCGCUGUUCUUCUUUCUGGUGCAACCAUAGUUGACCAAUCAGUAACAAUAGCUCUUGCACCGGAUUACAAGCCGCCAGCUACUGCAUCAGCACCACCAACGGCCACUGAGAACACUGGCGCUGUUGGGUCCCCAGUGCAGAAGGCUGAGGAUGUUGUCACUACUAUGCUUGCCAAGGGCUUUGUCCUGGGGAAAGAUGCACUGAACCAGGCAAGGGGGUUCGAUGAAAAGCAUCGCUUUACAUCUACUGCUUCCGCUACAGUUGCAUCUCUGGACCAAAAAAUUGGCUUGAGUGAGAAGUUUAACAUGGGCACAAGCUUGGUAAAUGACAAGAUGAAGGAAGUUGACCAGAAAUUCCAAGUCUCAGAAAAAACGAAAUCUGCAUUCACAGCUGCAGAGCAGACUGUUAGUAAUGCUGGAUCUGCCAUUAUGAAGAAUCGCUACAUUUUGACAGGGACUUCUUGGGUUACUGGUGCUUUUAGCAGGGUUGCCAAGGCCGCCGAGGAUGUUGGUCAGAAAACAAGGGAGAAGAUGGCCGAGGAGGAGAAAGGAAGAAACACAGCAGCUGGCUAUUCUCAGGUAUCUGAGUCUGGUUCCCCAAGAGCCAGUGGUCACCAGUGAGUGACAAGGGUUUGAUCUUGUAAUGCGACUUUUCAUCUGAAAUUUGUAGCUGGUGAAGUUUCAUCAUGCCCCACUGUAAUUUGAUGUUUUUGGUUGGUUUAGUAGCAGUUUUAGAUGUAUAGAUUGUCAAGUGAAGUUUGUGGUGUUUAUUCUACUCCAGUUUUACAGCGAGGUUUUGUAUCGUUUGUAUGGUCAUAUGUUAAUUUAACUAAGCUCUGCAUAUAUUUACCAGUUA
Messenger RNA from Chenopodium quinoa (quinoa), 1228 nucleotides. Its product is annotated as binding partner of ACD11 1-like. Bases 205 to 993 code for a protein of 262 amino acids. The transcript has 5 exons. Gene Ontology annotation, molecular function: RNA binding. Lineage: Eukaryota; Viridiplantae; Streptophyta; Magnoliopsida; Caryophyllales; Amaranthaceae. The record is from RefSeq and is a predicted model, not a curated record.